GUUGAGAUCGAUUGUGUGAAUACCUGAGCACAGAUUCUUCGAAGUUUCGCAAUCAUCGCCAUCAGCAACCGCUUACUAUUGAGAAGUGAAUACUUCCAAUCCCCUUGAGACCUACUGAAAAUGAAGGAGACUCGGGAAAAGAACGAUUCUUCGCAGUUCCUAGCCACCUUACGUCGCGCGCAGAGGAAGCUCGUGAGAACCCCACGUGUUGUUGAGAGAGAGACAGAACAACUCGUGCAACGCAAGUGCUCGUUGGGUUCUCUGUUUCCCCAAUACAGUCAGCUUCAGCGGAUUCCAGAAAGAAGGGCUAGCUUUUCUGAGUUUAGGACCAGAAGCUGGGAACAGAACCAUGCAGGCGAAAAAGCGCUGGAGCAAAGCUUACUGCCACGUCGUUUACCCCCAAUUUUGGAAACAAGCUUCAAAACUAGCGGGUCAAUCUCCAAUGACCAUCGUCCGACCUCUGUCCAAGGCCCAUCAGGAGUACUGUCCGAGGGCUCUCCAAACAUAUCUCCAAGAUCAAGUCCUUCCAAGUCCCGGAUGCGGUUUGCGUCGCAGAUGUCCGUCGCUACCAGAGAGGAGGAAACCCAACCACCAUAUUUUGUUUUUCAUCCUGAUGGUAAUGCCAUCUUCUAUUGGACCGGUCUUGUCUGCAUCACAGUUAUGUACAAUUUCUGGAUUGUGAUUUUGAGACUGGCCUUCCCAGAACUUAGCCAUGAGUCUGCAGCUCGGUACAUCUUUUUAAUUGACACAGUUUGUGAUCUCAUUUACAUCUGUGAUAUUGGAAUUCAGCUAAGGACAGCAUAUCUUGUAGACGGUAUUCCGGUGUUCGAUCCUCCCAAGCUAAGAGAACACUACACCUGCCAGUCCCAGUUUGUCCGAGACGUAAUAGCUAUAUUACCGACUGAAACAAUAUGCAGGAUUAUACCAGAAGUCACUCGCAUUCCGAAGCAUUUCUUAUACACAUGUGGGGGCGCCCGAUUGACGAGACUUGCAAAGCUGCACGCCCCCUACAAGUUUUACGAUCUCGUAGACAGCCGCACAAGUAAUCCCAAUGGAAUCAGAGCCUUUCGUCUCACUCUUUCCUUGAUAACUGUAAUUCACUGGAUUGGAUGCCUCUAUUACAUUGUUUCUGAGCACGAGGGUCUCGGAUCAACUGGAUGGGUGUACACAAGCGAUGCUGACAAACAACGACUUUUCAGAAAGUAUGUUGUCUGUCUUUAUUGGUCUGCGAUGACGUUGACGACGAUUGGAGAUUCCAGUCCUCCAGAAACUGAUUUGGAAUACGUUUUCACAGGUCUUACCUUCCUAAUCGGAGUUUUUGUAUUUGCCACGGUAGUAGGAAACGUUGGUGACGUCAUCUCGAACAUGAACGCCACUCGGCAAGACUUUCAAGCCAAGAUGGACCAGAUCAAGAUGUAUCUUACGCACAGGAAAGUCCCUGCUUACCUGCAAAUUAAGGUGAAGAAAUGGGCGGAGUAUUCAUGGUCUAGGACUCAAGCUACGGAUGAAUCAAGGCUACUCCACAUGCUACCAGAAAGUCUGAGAGCGGAGAUUGCAGUACACGUGCACUUGGAUACAUUAAAAAAGGUCAAGAUUUUUGAACAGUGCGAACAUGGAUUUCUUUGCGAGCUCGUUUUAAAACUACGGUCCCAGAUCUAUUCGCCGGGAGACUACAUCUGCCGAGCUGGAGAAACAGGAAGAGAAAUGUACAUUAUCAACCAUGGUAAGGUGGAGGUCGUUGUUACGAACCCAGUUACUGACGAGGAAGUCGUGGUAGCAGUGCUUUGUGAAGGAAAUUAUUUUGGUGAAAUCAGUCUACUGAGAUUAGAUGGAGUUCAAAACCGGCGCACUGCUGAUGUCCGCUCAGUUGGAUAUUCGGAAUUACUGUGUUUAUCUCGGAAAGAUCUAAUGACAGCCCUGGUGGAGUAUCCCGAAGCUAAAGCUAUUUUGGAAGUCCAUGCUCGAGAAAGAAUCAAAACUAAUCUUCAAGCCAAGAGAACUUUUAGCGUGGAUACAAUAAUGGAAACUGGGGAUGACAGCGACACCUUCCGAACCGCUAGGGAACGAGACAGAGAAGAAAAACGACGUGAUAUCAUGGAAAUUCGAGGAAUGAUAGAAGAAUUACGAGACUUCCAGAAUGUGAUGCCUCAACAAAAGAUAACUGAGUUAACGAAAAAGUGUGAAAAUCUUCACUCCCAGAUUAUUCAAAGAGACGCGGAGUUGAAAGACACAAAACGCCGAAUUCUAGAGUUAGAAUGCACCUUAUCUUUAGUUAAAAGUCGCCAAAGCACGCGUUCGUUAUUAAGACUAAGUCCGUUUAGAAGGAAAAGUGGGUCGAAAACUCAGAGUUUGAGUUUAGGGAGAGUGCUUGAACCGAGAAACCGAGUUAUUCUUCAUGAAUCAAUUGAUAGAGUGGAGCUGGAGGCUGACAGGUGUAGGCCGAGCUGUGAUUAUGAUGACUUAGGAUCAUCAAUAGUUGAGAGUGAACCAGCUUCCAUGGAGAACGAAAUAUUAAAGGUAGAAACUUAUGAUCAACCUGAACAGAAGUCUGUACAAGUACCAGGGAUAACUGUAGACGAAGUAACACCUUUAGAGCCAGCAGAUAAGGAAGGUUUAAAUCCUUUGGAUGGUGGUCAAUCAAAUACUGGCCUUCUCGAGAAUCCAGAUGUUAAACGUUACUGGAAAUUAACUUCAGAAAAUAGCUUGACACUCUCUGAAGUUUCGUCCCUUGUGAGUAGUUUUCACACCGAGGAUGGCGACCAAAGCACUGACAGUAGUGCCGCUGAUGAUGUAGGCACAUUCAGUGAUUCAGAAAUUUGGAAAUGUUCAUGAAAAACUAAGAAAGAAUUAAAAAUAUGUUCUUUUGUAAGGGUUCAUAGGAAAUACAUCACUCGGGAGUAUCUGGAUUAUCAAGUAUUAUAAAAUUUGCUCUUUUUACGUUGACAUCGCUCUUGGGUAUAUUAAUUCUAGUGCUUGAAGUGGGGGAAAGGAAGCGGAAUGGUUUGCGAAUUUUUUGAAGCUGAGUACUAUAUUUCUUGUUUUUCAUGUGUAUGCUUUUUUAUUAUCAUAAAAGUAACUAAAAAAUUAGAAACUUAUUAGGUUAGAUUAGGUAAGAUAAUGAAAAAAUAAUAAUAAUUCUUCAUGAGAUAUACUCGUUAGCAGCUCGUGCGUUACGUAAUUCAAUAGAGUAACGUGAGUUACACGUUUAUAUGGUGAUUUACAACUUGUGUGGCGGGAUUAUUAGUUAGACACGGUUCAGAGGCCAAUAAAACAAUAAGAUUAAGGAUAAACAGAUGUAUACUAUAACGAGUUGAUACAAAUCGAUCACAUGGACCGAUCCCUAGCAAGAGGGUUCAUUAACUCCAUCAGUGAACUAAUUUGUCUCAUUCCUACCCAUUCUCUUGCCGCAGUAAAUAAUUGUUGAAUUGUUUAUUGAACCCUUCCAGUCUGAGAAAUGUAUAAGCCAUUAAAAGGUAAUGGGAUGUUUUCGGGCCCUCCUGAAAAGAGGUGGGAUAGCAUUCUGCCUCAUCCCACUCUACUUCAAGCACUGAUUAUUUCCCUAUCAUAAUUAGAAAACUAGCAUUAAUACUUCUAGAAUUAAGUGCAAUCCAAACAACUAUCAGGAGAAAAAUGCCCUAAUAGACUAAAUCAUAACUGAAGCCACAACCGGUUGCACAUUUACUGCAUUCAAAGAAAUUAUUCAUGAUUUUUUCAACUUCUCAUUUAAAACACUAGUAAAAGAGUAUAAGAUUCGUAAUUCCUGUCUUCUGGUGGCUCAGCAGUAAGCUUGAUGGCUCAUGAUGCAAAACUUCGGAACUGAAUAACCCGCUUAUAUAGCCCCCUGUGUAAUUUUGCGCUAACAACAAUAAACAUAUCACCUCUAAGGGGCAUAUUCCAAGACUAUGGUCAAAGAUAAAAUUGUUUUGCUCAGCAUUGAUAAUAUUAAAUCUUAAAGACGAAUAACUAUUUGAAAAUAUAAAAUUCACAUGGCUAUUUAUAUAGUUCAAUGUAUCAAUGAUAUUAAAUGUUCAGUUCUUCCUACUUUUAUUUCUCGAGUGAAAACUUCGUAAGUUCUUUCCUGUAUCUGAAUGUUUAAUUUAUAAGGCCUGAUAAUUUAUUUCGAAUGUAUAAAAUUCUGUGAAAUUAAUGAAGACUGACAGGAUUAUUUUAUGUCGAAUCUAUACAAGAAGCUAGAAAUGGAACUGAAUCUUGAUUUUUAUACUGACACUAAUGCGCAAAAAAAUAAGCUGUUGGUACUUCAUAUAAAAUAUUCAAUGUGUAAUAUUUAUGAAAUGUAAAUUUGAUACAUGGUUUUUAAAACGAUUUAGUUAGAGACGUCGUACUUUUUUUACAUAAUGUGUCCAUACAAAAUUAGAUUAUAUAUAACACAUUUAUAUGGAAUUACGCUUUUUUUAUUUGAGCCUUUCAGUUAGUAAAAGUAACGUGAGACUUCAAGACAAUAUUGUUGAAAAUUCACUAAAAUAUGUUAAGUGUAUUUCAUUAUUUAAGUUGUAAGCUACAAAAAAUUUUAUAAACAUAUUACAUCAAAAUGAGGAAUAGCGUGAAUUUUGCACAACAUAUCCAAACUUUAGAUGAAAAAUAUUUAAAUUUAAUUUUAUAGAGAAGGAAAAGAAAAACAUAAAUAAACGAAAAAUAUACUUGAAAAAAAUAAUAAAAACGCAGCCACAAAACAAACACCCAACACUUGGGCACAGAGCAUAUGGUGGGUCAUUAUGUAAUGUUCCCUGGUUUUUUUAUGAGAUAACGGCGGAAGUAAGAUCUAAAUUACGUGAGGGGUACACGUCUAACCAUUUUUUUUCUUCUUCUUCUUAUAAAGGUACACAUGUUACAUAUAACACACACACUUAUAAAAUUUUUCAUGUUUGUUAGAUAAAAGACUAAACAUCCAGCAGGGAUUAAAAUAGUAAAUUUAUCUGUAUAAAAUCCUGACGUGUUAAAAACAAAACAUUAAAAUUAUCUAGAUAUUUUUGUUUCAUAUUUAGUGUUCUAUUAAAAACCUGGUGUGUUUAUCUGUGCAAAAUAAAAUGCUUUUGACUUAAA
This is a messenger RNA of Limulus polyphemus (Atlantic horseshoe crab), 5061 nucleotides long. RefSeq names its product cyclic nucleotide-gated channel rod photoreceptor subunit alpha-like. The record is from RefSeq and is a predicted model, not a curated record. Gene Ontology annotation, molecular function: monoatomic ion channel activity; protein-containing complex binding. NCBI's taxonomy places the organism in Eukaryota, Metazoa, Arthropoda, Merostomata, Xiphosura, Limulidae. Gene Ontology annotation, biological process: monoatomic ion transport; transmembrane transport. Bases 121 to 2832 code for a protein of 903 amino acids. The transcript is spliced from 24 exons. Gene Ontology annotation, cellular component: membrane.